Molecule: messenger RNA, 723 nt
Organism: Chenopodium quinoa (quinoa)
Lineage: Eukaryota; Viridiplantae; Streptophyta; Magnoliopsida; Caryophyllales; Amaranthaceae
Product: agamous-like MADS-box protein AGL80
Exons: 1
Coding region: 49-534 (161 amino acids)
Biological process (GO): positive regulation of transcription by RNA polymerase II
Molecular function (GO): RNA polymerase II cis-regulatory region sequence-specific DNA binding; DNA-binding transcription factor activity, RNA polymerase II-specific; protein dimerization activity
Source: RefSeq, a predicted model, not a curated record
CCCAAUUGAUUCCAUCUACCUUAUAGCUUUCCCAUCUUCAUUUUAAAAAUGGCUAGAAAAAAAGUAAAUCUAGCAUUCAUACAAAAUGCCUCUACUAGAAGAGCAACAUACAAAAAAAGAGUGCAAGGCUUAAUAAAAAAGACUGAGGAACUAAGUGUUUUGUGUGGCGUGGAUGCUUGUACUAUCAUCUACGGGCCAAAUGAGGAAGGUCCGAUAGUGUGGCCUCCAUCUGAGGUUGAAGCCAAAAGGAUUAUCUCUGACUUUAAGAGAAAACCGGAGGUUUACCAAUCCCAAAGGAAAUUCAACCAAGAAACUUUCUUGAGUGAAAGUAUAAAAAAGGUUGAGGAUAAGCUAUUGAAGCUUAAAAAGAAGAAUCGUGAAAUAGAGGUUGGGAAAAUGGUGAGUGAUAUCUUGAAUGGAAAAUCAACACUUAAAGAGAUCAACUCUUCUGAUUUAGGGGACUUGCUUUGGGUGAUUGAGGAUAAAAUUAAGACUAUUGAAUAUCGAAUUAGAGUUACCAAGGAGGGUAAAUAAUGUUAUUAAUCACCUUCCUAAUCCUAAUGCUUGAUAAUAGAACAAGUCUAUUAUUUUAGGUGUAGCCACAAUUCACACAUUUAAUUUUGUUUGUUGAUUAAUUCAAAUGCAGUCUUGAUUUUAAAUUGUAGUCUUAUUUAUUCAUGUCUUUUAAAUUUUCUAAAGCACAAGGUUUUAAUGGAAUAAAUU